UCCACUUAAUAAUACACGUGUACAUGUAAUUAGGCCCACUCUCACGACCUCCUAAACCGGCGCUACUCUCCUUUGUUGUUUCAAACUGUGAAGUGCUGGUAGUGCAGAAAUCGGUCACCUGUGCUUUUUCCUCCAUUUUCAGACGCCAUUGUUGGCUUUUCCAUGGUUUUAUCCUUAAAAAAGCUUCUGUCUUUUUUUGUUUCCUAGUUGAUUAGGAAAGCAUGUUAUACCCAUUACAGGCUCUCUCUUUCUCUCCCUGCCUCUUCUCUUGUCUUUCUCACACACUCUCUGUCGUAAGUAACUGAAAUAUCAGACAAAGAAACAUUUUUAAUGUUUUUGAAUGAUUUUUCUCAUUUUGGCUGUCAUUACUAACGUUGCCGAGAAUGAAAAUGUGUAAAUCUGAUUUACCAUUUAGUGAUUUUCUCUAUUUCAUGUUUCUUUGCCCUGAGAGACCCGUGGAAAAACAGAGUCUUUAGAUUUUUUUGUUUGUGUGGAAUAUCUUUGCAAAUUUGGCAUCAUCUUCAAUUGGGAUGAAGAGCAACAAGAUACACCCACCUCUCUCUGAACCAGUUAGCCUUCAUAAAGCCACCGAUAUGGGGAAGAACACAUCUCCACAACACCCAGAAACGAUGACCCACAAGAACUUUUUGAAAAAAUUCAAACGAUUGAAACCUCAUGAGUCCUCUCUUGGCAUUCUUGGGAUUUCUUUGGUGACUCUUCUCUUUGUUCCUUGUUUUCUCUACUUGGACUACAGGACUUUCACUUGGAGUUUGCUUGAUCAUGGGGUCUCUCUGCUGUCCUUGCUUGCUCCAUCUUCGACAUUAUCAUCAUCAAAAGUUGAUGGGAAUUGGAGGGUGGGAUUUCUUGAUGAAGAGGGUGAUGGGUGUGAUGUGUUUGAUGGGAACUGGGUUUGGGAUGACGGUUACCCACUGUAUAACAGUCAAGAUUGCUUGUUCAUUGAUGGUGGGUUUCGGUGUUUAGAGACUGGUAGGCCUGACAAUUUGUACACCAAGUGGCGUUGGCAACCCAAAGAAUGCAACUUGCCCAGAUUUGAUGCAAGGAACAUGUUGCAAAAGCUGAGGAACAAAAGGCUUGUAUUCGCCGGUGACUCAAUUGGAAGAAACCAAUGGGAAUCCCUCCUCUGCAUGCUUGCCGUGGCUGUUCCAGACAGUUCUUCAAUCUAUGAGGAGAGUGGAAACCCAAUCACAAAGCAUAAGGGGUUUUUAGUGUUCAUGUUUAAGGACUACAAUUGCACAAUUGAAUACUACAGAGCUCCAUUUCUAGUCGUUCAGGGCCGGCCUCCCGUUGCAGCCCCAAAGACGGUGACGAUGACUUUGAGAGUGGAUAAACUGGAUUGGUAUUCCAAGAAAUGGAGAGAUGCAGAUGUGCUGAUUUUUAACUCUGGACACUGGUGGAAUUAUGAGAAAACUGUUAGAAGAGGCAUUUACUUCCAAGAAGGGAAGGAGUUGAAGAUGAACAUGAGUGUUGAAACUGCAUACCAGCGAUCGAUCGAGACAUUGAUUGAUUGGAUUGGCAAUGAAGUUGAUAUGAGCAAAACCCAAGUCUUUUUUCGAACCUACGCUCCUGCUCAUUUCAGUGGCGGUAACUGGAAGUCCGGUGGCAGUUGUCACUUAGAAAAGCUUCCCGACUUGGGCACAUUGCCACCGGAGUCCUCCACCGGCAGUUACCAGACAUUCUUCAACGUGAUAUCACAACACUCACAUAAGUCACAAGUGAGGAAGUUGAGCUUCUUGAAUGUCACAAAAAUGUCAGCAGGAAGAAAAGACGGCCAUCCAUCUUUGUACUAUUUAGGGCCUGGUAAUGGUCUGGCUCCUCACCACCGUCAAGAUUGUAGCCACUGGUGCCUGCCUGGCGUCCCCGAUUCAUGGAACGAGCUCCUCUAUGCACUGUUUCUCAAGCAGGAGCUUGUCCGCUCAAGAAACUCUACAAAACCUUAAACUUUGCCGUUAUUGAGACAUUAGUUUCAGGACGAUAAAAGACUUACAGAGCUGGCAGGCUACAUUCUUUGUGCGUGGAACCCGACAACACGGGGUAUGGUUUUUUUUUCCUGUAAAUAGUAUCUCCAAUCCAUUCUUCUGACGAUCAUUUGUGAUUUUGCUGAAGAAACAGUUGAGAUUUUGAAGGAAAGAGUGGUUCCAUUUUUUCUCAAGAGAGAGCUUUGUCCUCACAAGAAACUUCACAAAAUGUUCUCAAACUUUCCCUUCAUUGGUACAGAAUGCUUCCACAUUAUGCCAUCAUGAGAGAAAAAAAAGAAGAACGCUAAAUUCAGGAAGAAAAAAUCUUCACUUCACCACAAAGCUGGCAGGUUAAAUUCUUGUGCAUAAACCAGACAUCUUGGUACCUCUUAUUUUUUAUUGGUAAUCGAGAAAUCAUUCAGCAUGUCCUUUGGAUAAAUGAGUAGGCGUAGGCGUAGAUUGAGCCGAAAUCCAUGCGGAUAAAAAUAACACUCAUAACCCUUCUCAGAAAGUGGACUUAAAGCACAUAAGACCAGAAAAAUACAGGAAAUACCCCUGGCUGAACUUCCGAUUUUAGCAACCAAAACCCAGAGAUAUAAUCUACUGAAACUAUUGCUCCGUGGUUUAGUGCCUCUUAAAGUUUUAUUCAUCCUCUUGACGACAUUUUUCAUUUUUCCAAGAGAAUCGUUGAGAUUUUGAGUGGAAGUGUUCUUCCAUCUUGAGAAUUUUAUUAACAGAUCUCACUUAUGGCGGAGGAAAACCUUCAUUACACCAAAAGACAAACAGACAAGAGACCACAAACAAAUCAAUCAUCAAAUGGGUAUUGCUCAUA
This is a messenger RNA of Tripterygium wilfordii, 2808 nucleotides long. Its product is annotated as protein trichome birefringence-like 10. The transcript has 4 exons. Gene Ontology annotation, molecular function: O-acetyltransferase activity. Lineage: Eukaryota; Viridiplantae; Streptophyta; Magnoliopsida; Celastrales; Celastraceae. Gene Ontology annotation, cellular component: Golgi apparatus. The record is from RefSeq and is a predicted model, not a curated record. Bases 531 to 1958 code for a protein of 475 amino acids.